GGUAUCCCUGGUUCAUAUCAUCAUAUAUAAAUAAGGGAGUUUGGUAAAGGAGCAGAGGUACAGAAAGCUCUUGGGUUUUGCUCAUUCACCGCUAUUCCAAUUUUGACCUCCUCCUUUAUUUUUCCACUAUCAUCUAUUAUCUCAUCAUCUAACUUUUCAAUUCAAUUCAAUUAAAUUAUUAAUUAUAAUCAAACAAAACAAUACUGAUCUUCGCCGGCGUAAUUCCGGCCCUGGCAACGGUCCCGGCAGAGAAGAUAUUUUGUUGUUAGAUCAGUUUUUUUCUCCAUAUGACUGAAACUAGGAUGAUUCAAACCCUACGUUAUUACCUCUCUGAACAUCCUUCAAUCGUCGGAUUCCGAUGGACUGAUAGCCAAUCAUGGGGCAACACGUGGGUUUUCCUGUUCAUAUCGAUAUCGUCCUACAUUAUUUUAUCAGUUUUCCUCCAUCUCUUCCUCCUACUCGUCUUCCGUCACCGUCGUCCUCUUCCUCUCGGUCCGAUCCCUGCCGUUCACUCUCUUUCCAUGGCGUUGAUCUCGUUUACUAUAUUCGCCGGAAUCCUCCUCUCCGCGGCGGCAGAGAUCCGUGAUACACGCUGGUUCUGGCGUAGGUACAAAACGACGCCGUUUCAAUGGCUGCUCUGUUUCCCUAUCGGUACUCGCCCAUCGGGUCGGGUUUUUUUCUGGUCAUACAUUUUCUACCUAUCUCGAUUCCUUCACACUUUGCGUACGUUUUUCACCAUCAUACGUCGUCGUAAACUCUCCUUCUAUCAGCUAUUCAAUCACUCAAUUCUAAUUUUCAUGUCAUUUUUAUGGCUUGAAUUCUCACAAUCGUUUCAAGUUCUUGGUAUAAUUUUGACAACAUCAAUUUACUCAGUGGUUUAUGGUUACAGAUUUUGGACUGCUGUUGGAUUACCCAGUAAGUGUUUUCAUUUUGUGAAUCACUGUCAAAUUGUGUUGUUGAGUUGUAAUGUAAUUUGUCAUAUUGGAGUACUUUUGCUUCAUUUCUUAAGAGGUGGAUGUAAUGGAAUUGGUGCUUGGGUUCUCAAUUCAGUACUCAAUGGUGCUAUUCUCUUCUUCUUCCUUAACUACUAUGUCAAAUUGCAUUUGGAGGAGAAGAGAAAAAUUAGAGCUGCUAAACAAAUGCUCAAAGACAAGGAUAAUUGAGCUAAGCUAGUACUAGUUCUAAUAAUAUAUAUAUUUCUUUAGAUUUUUGUAAA
Messenger RNA from Solanum stenotomum, 1216 nucleotides. Its product is annotated as elongation of fatty acids protein 3-like. Bases 288 to 1163 code for a protein of 291 amino acids. The record is from RefSeq and is a predicted model, not a curated record. Gene Ontology annotation, cellular component: endoplasmic reticulum membrane. Gene Ontology annotation, biological process: sphingolipid biosynthetic process; fatty acid elongation, saturated fatty acid; fatty acid elongation, polyunsaturated fatty acid. Gene Ontology annotation, molecular function: fatty acid elongase activity. NCBI's taxonomy places the organism in Eukaryota, Viridiplantae, Streptophyta, Magnoliopsida, Solanales, Solanaceae. The transcript has a single exon.